AUGUCAUUAUCAUCAGAAAUAGCUGGUGUAAUAGAAGAAUCAGAAGACCUACGUCUUUUCCCAUCCCAAAACAUAAAACCUAAACCUCAACCUCAACCUCAACUUCAAACACCUACAACAUCAACACCACCAUCAACAAGAGAUAUAACAUUAUCAGAAAGAAUGAUUAGUGCAUGCUCAGGUUCAAUCAUAACUUCAUUAAUAGUCACCCCUUUAGAUGUCGUAAGGGUUCGUUUACAACAACAAGAAAUCUUACUACCCAGUUCAAAUUGUUGUAAAAGACAAGUUUUUUGGGAAACUGCUACACAAGCUGCUACACAAGCAUCUACAUCUUCAGCAGGAACAACAAUACCAUUACAAUCAAGAACCGGAUUCAAUACAUUAACAAACACCAAAACUAAUCAAAACUGCAUAACAACAGAUCAUAUCUGUAUAACAGACAAAAAACUCUCAGGGACAUGGAACGCACUUUAUAAAAUUGGUAAAGCUGAAGGUCCAACAACAUUAUAUCGUGGACUUUCAUUAACUUUAUUAAUGGCCGCUCCAGCAAAUAUAGUUUACUUCACAGGUUAUGAACUCCUUAGAGACAAUUCCCCCUUACGUUCUUGGGAAGUUUUAAACCCUUUAUUAUGUGGAUCUAUAGCUCGUGUAUUAGCUGGUACUUCAGUUGCACCUAUUGAAUUAUUAAAAACAAGAUUACAAUCCAUGCCAUCAAGUUCCAAGACCCAGAGUAAUGCCCUAGGACAAUUAUUAAAAUCUGUGAAUCAAGAAAUUCAAAUAAAGGGGAUUAGAAGAGCUUUAUUUAAAGGUUUAGAAUUAACAUUAUGGAGAGAUGUCCCCUUCUCAGGGAUUUAUUGGGCAUCAUAUGAAUUUUUUAAAAAUAAAUUAAGUACAAGAGUUAAUUUUUGGAAGAAUGAUGAAUAUAAUUUAUUCUUGACAAGUUUUUUGAGUGGUUCUAUAUCUGGUACUAUUGCUGCUUUAGCUACUAAUCCUUUUGAUGUUGGUAAGACAAGAUUACAAAUUAGUAUUGAAAAUGAUGGGAAAAAUUUAAGUAAUAAAAAAGCAAAUUCAAUGUUUACAUUUAUGAAAAAUAUUUGGAAAAUUGAAGGAUUUGGUGCUUUAUAUGUUGGUAUUGUUCCAAGAGUUUUAAAAAUUGCACCAAGUUGUGCUAUAAUGAUUUCAAGUUAUGAAUUAGGUAAAAGAUUUUUUUCAAAGAUAUAG
Messenger RNA from Hansenula ciferrii, 1221 nucleotides. It is a transcript of the gene MTM1, whose product is annotated as Mtm1p. The transcript has a single exon. The record is from RefSeq and is a predicted model, not a curated record. NCBI's taxonomy places the organism in Eukaryota, Fungi, Ascomycota, Saccharomycetes, Phaffomycetales, Wickerhamomycetaceae. Gene Ontology annotation, biological process: mitochondrial transmembrane transport. The coding region runs from base 1 to 1221 and encodes 406 amino acids.